GUUGUACGUUGUGCACAGUUCCUCUUCUUCAGAUACAUGUAGAUGUAGUUCUUCUGAGGCAGCUGAGUCGCGAUGUGAAGCUUCUUCAAGCAUUUUCAGUCGAACCAGGAGUGGGUUUUGAAUUUUGAGGGAACUUUGAAGGUGAAGAGAGAGUGAAAGAGCUGUUAUUAGAUUUGGAAUUUAUUCCUGUUAGUAAUGCAUCUAUGGAACCCAAAUCUCCUUCAAAACUUAAGCUCUCAAUCAUGGGAUUUGCUCAAUACAAGCAGGCGUUGAGAAGGAGUUUUAUGGUUACAGUUAUAAUACUCUUAUUAUUUGGUGCCUAUUUUGUGUUUAUACCCGGGAAAGGCCAUAGUGUAUCUAAAGGACCAUAUUAUACGGUGGUUGUUGAUUGUGGAAGCACAGGGACCCGAGUAAAUGUGUACAAGUGGCUGGCAAGGGCUGUAAGUAGUAAGGAAUUGCCGAUUUUGUUGUAUUCUUAUCCCGACAAUUCAACUGAUGGAAUGCUUUGGAAAAGUUGUAAGUAUCACUGUCUGCAAACUGAGCCUGGUUUGGAUAAAUCUGUCGGAAACUUAUCAGGAGUAAGAGCAUCUUUGGAACCAUUAAUUACAUUGGCAGAACAUAAGGUUCCUUCUGAAAAACGCAGAGACACUCCCAUUUUUGUUCUAGCUACUGCUGGACUAAGGAGAUUGGCAAUGGAGGAUGCUAGGCGGGUAUUGAAUGACAUAGAAGCUAUUGUAAAAGAACAUACUUUUUUGUAUAAAAAGAGCUGGAUACGGGUGUUGAGUGGCCAAGAAGAAGCUUAUUAUGGUUGGGUGGCUCUAAAUUAUAAAAUGGGUAGCUUUGGGAAUCAUUCAAGGUCACCCACUUUGGGACUUCUUGACUUAGGAGGUUCAUCAUUGCAGAUUGUCGUGGAAGUUGAUGAUACAAGAGAAGAUGCAAACUUAGUGAGAUCAAAAUUUGGCUUUGUCGAACAUGAUAUUUUAGCUUACUCAUUGUCGGAAUUUGGAUUGAAUGAAGCAUUUGAUAGGACGGUUGUUAUGCUCAGCCAUAUGGAACAACUCAGAGAAAGUGCUUCUGGUAUAGUAGAGAUCAGACAUCCUUGUCUUCAUACUGACAUUGUGCAAAACUAUACCUGCUAUGGUUGCUCCCAGCUAAAAGCUCCUGAUCAGAAAAAAGUGACCAGUCAAGUGCAAGAAACUAAAUUUCCUUCUGUGUAUCUGGUUGGAGCGCCGAAUUGGGAGCAAUGCAGAAGACUUGCUAGGGUUGCUGCUAUCAAUUCAAGCACAGCUGACACAGACCAUAGAGCACGGUCAUGUUCUGAUAAUGGGAGUGAAAUGAUAAAUUUGACUGCUUUUGCUCACCCCAAAGCCCGCUUUCAUGCACUAUCUGGAUUUUUUGCUGUUUAUGACAAGUUGAAUUUGAGCACAAGAGCCACCUUGACGAAGAUUUGGGAGAAAGGCCAGCAAGUAUGCUCCAGAUCAGGGUCUGACCUAAGCAGUAAUUCACAGAAUGCAUAUUUUGCUUGGCAAUAUUGUUUUCGUGUGCCUUAUGUGGCAUCGCUCAUUGACGAUGCCUUGUGUCUUAGUGACAAAGAGAUCAUUUUUGGUCCUGCGGAUGUUACUUGGACAUUAGGAGCUGCAUUGGUCGAAGGAGAAUAUUUAUGGUCAAGUCCUACUAGAUCUCAAAUUAGCAUUUCAGCCCUAAAUAUGGAGGUUAUAUCCUCUCCCAUUUUUGUACUUGUUUUACUUCUUUGUAUUCUAUUGAUUGUAUAUUGUUGUCAAGUCAAGCUCCCCAUGAUAGGCAGGAAGAGCACAGUAAGAGGACAGAAGAUGAUAGAUUAGAUGUUAUGAACUCUUAGAUUGCAAUAGACAAAUUUUAUUCGAUAACAA
Molecule: messenger RNA, 1889 nt
Organism: Prunus dulcis (almond)
Lineage: Eukaryota; Viridiplantae; Streptophyta; Magnoliopsida; Rosales; Rosaceae
Product: probable apyrase 7
Exons: 3
Coding region: 204-1841 (545 amino acids)
Biological process (GO): nucleoside diphosphate catabolic process
Cellular component (GO): membrane
Molecular function (GO): nucleoside diphosphate phosphatase activity
Source: RefSeq, a predicted model, not a curated record